ACUUUCACCGAAGGUGAUAUCGCAGACAAGUUGUCGUAUUUAUUUUCAUUUUUAUUAUCUUAGUGCACGCGCAGGGAGCUUUCGUGUGGGAGGAAACCGGAGCACCCGGAGUAAACCCACGAUGUGGAGAAGGCGCCCCUAUCUCCUAGCCAAAUACGCUCACACCUAGACCACUAGGCCAUCCCAACCCCCCUGUGUGUAAACGCUAACCAUUCUAUUUAAUAUAGUAGACUAAUAAGUGUAACGAGUAAUAUCUGUCACGUGAGUAUCACGUGCUUAACAACAUGACAUCACAAUCCAUUGUAUAACGUAACAACCAUGGUCAGCGCAUACUAUUAAUAAUAAUACAGCCGGUUUUCAUAGACCGAGAACAUUGGUGUAUUUAUUAGCUUUUUGAGCAUUUAAAUUUUUUUUUUGAGCUCCCAUCUGUCGUUAAACUUGGCCUACCAAGAUGAGUUUGCAACCGGAGCCAUCGUUUAGAAGCAUGGUGCGCAGUAGUGGUUUGGCUGAAGAAUGGGUCCACGAAAAUGAUAACAGUAAAUUCGGUCAAGUAGGCUGGAGGUGCACGACUAAAGAAGACGCCUAUAGCAAUACAACAUUAAUUGGAAACUGGAAUGAGAAGAGAUUUGAUAUUAGCCGAAUAAAAAAUAAACCACUUCCCUCGCAGUAUAACCAUUAUUUUGAAUCGACAUAUGAUGCUAGCCAUAACGUAGCACCCAAUCAAAUGCCUAGAGAAUUGAAACAUUUAAAAGCACGUCAUCCACACGCCUUCCCAAGUCACCAACCAGAAUUAGAUCACCAUAGUUUAAAAUCACAGUAUAAUAGUUGGGAAACUACGUCACGUGGAUCUUACGUCAGUCCUAAAGUACGUCAGCAACCAGUAUCUACUAUCGUACCAGACACCCAAACAUCAUAAUGUCGAACUAUUUUAUUAAUAGAAACUUUUACAAGUAUGCUUACUUUCUUUUUAGAAUCAUUUUACAACACGUAUUAUUAAAAGUUGUGAUUAUGACUUAUUCAAACACUGUUCGGAAAAGCAUUAUGUAAGAGCUAAAUCUGCCUAUUGCAAGUCUUUAAUUUGGCUUCAAAUGUUAUAAAAACUAUUAUUUAAACAUGUAUUAACAUGACAAGCCCAUGGCUCAAAUUCUAGGUAGAUUAGAACGCCUCGGUCAUUUAAUGAUUUAAUUUAAAAUGGAGAAUCGAGGAUAAGUCUCGAAUAACAAGUACAUGUACCGUUGUUACGAUGAUAAACAAUCAAUGCACAUAUAUUCUCAAAACUACAAACAGUGAUAAUUUCGCUCAGAAUAAAGUAAUUUGAAUGAAAUUUUCAAUAUAUUAUUCAUUUUGCAUUAUCUAUUUUUAACUAUUCUAGCAAGAAUGGCCAACUCUUUAUCUAAAUCUUACAUAAUGUAUCUUUAACAAUAAAGGCGUUAUUGUCUCUUCAAACCAAAAUGUACUAAGUCUUGAAUUCCAAUAUAAUUAUUAUACAUGUAUACUAAAGCUUUAUUUAUUUGUUUAUGUUCUCUAACAUUUAUAAUUUAACGGAGCAAAUAAAAUCAAAAUAUGCCAUUUUCAGUAUUAAUAAUAUCAAACCAAAUAUUUUAGUCAUUUCCGCGGUCAUAUAAAUAUGGCCGUUGGUUAUUUAUGUAUUUCUUGUCUACGAUAUCACCCUAGGUGGAAGUGGACGGAAAACUCUAGAAACGAACGAACGAUUUAUGUAUUUUGAGAUUUGUUGUCAUGAUAGAUUAUAAUCUGUUAUUGUAUAUUAUUGUAUGCAUUAUAUAUUAUAGCGAAUGACAAUAUUUGUAUAAUAAAUAUUAUUAAAG
Patella vulgata (common limpet) is the source of this 1826-nucleotide messenger RNA. RefSeq names its product cilia- and flagella-associated protein 68-like. The coding region runs from base 452 to 916 and encodes 154 amino acids. The transcript is spliced from 3 exons. NCBI's taxonomy places the organism in Eukaryota, Metazoa, Mollusca, Gastropoda, Patellidae. The record is from RefSeq and is a predicted model, not a curated record. Gene Ontology annotation, cellular component: nucleus.